AUGUUAGUUACAGCGAGUAUUUGUAGAAAUUUUUCUUCGAGUCAUUUGACACCCAAACAAUUAUUCAGAUAUCUUUUGAGACAGUGUGAUAAAUUACCCCAAGGACCGAAGGAGCAUUAUAAAUUUCAGAUCAAACAAUAUACCGAAAUUACUUUUUAGAGUUUCAAACAGCAUAGAACUGAAAGUGAUCCUGAACGAAUACAAGAAAUUAUGAAAAGAUCUUAUGAAGAUGCUGAAUGGGUUAUGAAAAAGGUGAAUUCCCAGUAAUCAAAUAUUCCUUGGUUGCUCAUUGAUUGCUGUUUACUUUUGUUUGUAGUAUUUCCCUGAAAAAAUCUAAUAUGUUUCAAAUUCCAUUAGCAACUAGUGCUUCACUGAUUUCAAGAGAUGGAUUUUGGAAAUCUGUCUCGAUUUAUCACAAUAGGCCACACAUUGUUAAUAGAAAGAUAGCUGUUGCUGACCAAGUAUUACUUUGUGAAGUUGACUUCAAUGCUGAGAAUAGACUCAACAUAACAGAUGUUUUAACAAUUCAUGCUUUGGCUUACGAAGUGCAAAGAUUAGAAAAAGUAGAUAAGGAAUCGAUUAGUCAAGAUUUUUUGGCAAAUUUGUUGAACACUUAUGAUAAAAGUGUAAAGUUAUGUGAAAGAAAUAUAGAUGUUCUAGAUAAUACAGAUACUGGAGUUUACUUAUCUGUUAGAAUCAUAUUACCUAGGACACAAAAAUGUAGUAGAAGUAUAGAAUUGAUUAUACUGGAUAAAAAUAAUGACUAUAUAACUUUCUUAUCUUGUUGUAUCGAUAAAUGUAAAUUGAACCCCUUACCACCUUUUCCAUAUCGAAUAGAAUUAACUAGAGAAAAUUUUAUGAGAAUUACGUUGAAUAACUUUGAAGAUGCAGAUACAAGUAGUGCUGAAUGGUUGUUUGAUUCUUUGUUCAAAAAACUAAUUAAUUGGACUGAACUAACUGAUGGAGGCAAUAUUAUUCAAUCCUUGACAAGAGUACCACUUGAAGAAUAUUGUAAUUUGUACAAUAAUUUGAAAGAAAAAUAUGGAGAACCAUUGAGAAAAAUUUGGUUUGAAAAAACUAAAACUGACCCUCAAAAAUUCAUCUUUGAAGAUAUUGCUAUUGCUACCUACCUUAUUUGUUUGUGGCUGGAGGAAUAUAAGACGAAAGCUAAGAGCUUUGUCAAUUUUGUUGACUGUGGCUGUGGUAAUGGUCUACUUGUGUAUAUUUUGAAUAGAGAAGGUUUUGAAGGUUGUGGAAUCGACUUGAGAAGAAGAAAUAUAUGGGAUUUAUUUUUGAAUAAUGCGAACCUCGAGGUUGGAAUUGUUGGAUCGGAUUCUAAAUUUCCAAACGCUACAUGGUUAAUUGGUAAUCAUUCAGACGAAUUAACACCUUGGUUGCCCAUAAUAGCAUCAAAAAGUUCGCCUCUGACAAACUAUUUUGUAUUACCUUGUUGUCCAUUCGACUUCAGCGGUAAAAAAUAUAUAAGAAAAAACACAAACUUGAGUCAGUAUGCUGAUUACUUAGAAUAUAUCAAGCAUAUAUCAGACACUUGUGGAUUUGAAACAACAAUUGAUAAAUUGAGGAUACCAUCAACAAAAAGAACAUGUUUAAUUGGUUUGAGAAAAAAUGAUGGUUCGAAAAAUAUUCAGGGAGUUUGUGAGCAAACUGAAGAUUUUAUUAAGUCAAAGUUUGACUCUAGUUAUUGCAACUUCAAGACUAGAUCAUCUGUAGAGAAGGUAAGGAAUUGCACCCAGAUCGAUAAAAGUGUUAGAGAAAAAAUAGUUAGAGAGGUUGUCAACUGUUUACUUGCAAAUGAAAGUUAUAUCAUUAGAAAUGAUGGUACAAAGUGGAAUAAAGGUGGAUCAAUUCCUUUGAAUGAGUUGUCUAAAUUACUUAAAGAAGAAUUGAGUCACCUCAAGAAUGAAUGUGGAGGUUUGCAAACUCUUUUGAGAAAUUAUCGUUAUGUCUUCAAACUUGAGGAAGCCAAGGUUAAAUUAAGGGAACCUUGUAGAUUAGAAGAAACUGCACGAUAUAAGGAGAAACCAUGUUGGUUUUACAGAUUUCAUCCUGAUAGUUGUCUGUAUGAGAAAGAAAUAUGUGGAUAUUCUCAUGUUGAAUAAAAUAUUGAAAGGAA
Molecule: messenger RNA, 2134 nt
Organism: Harmonia axyridis
Lineage: Eukaryota; Metazoa; Arthropoda; Insecta; Coleoptera; Coccinellidae
Product: probable tRNA (uracil-O(2)-)-methyltransferase
Exons: 4
Coding region: 339-2120 (593 amino acids)
Biological process (GO): tRNA methylation
Molecular function (GO): metal ion binding; tRNA (uridine) methyltransferase activity
Source: RefSeq, a predicted model, not a curated record